AUGAUGGCAGACUUCUCAGCACCAACUAGCAAUUGCGAAAUCUCAAUGUUCGCUGACGACAUUGAAAUCCACUCAACUGCAGUUAAAAAAUCGGAAACAGAACGGCCACUACAAUGCUAUCUCAGAAAAAUAGAAGAAUGGGCUGGCCUGUGGAAACUGAAGUUCUCGGUUCCAAAAUGCGUCGCAGUUAACUUCACAAGAAAGAAGGCGAGAGAACCAGACCUCAAUCUAACGCUAUACAACACUGCCAUCACGGAAAGAAAAGAAUUCAAAUUCCUUGGAAUAAUUUUCGAUUCUAAACUAACAUGGAACAACCACACUGAAUACUUAAAUGCAAGCAUCCAACGUCGGGCAAAUCUGUUAAAAACCCUAACAUACGGAAAGUCAGCCUUACAACUCAAACUACUCAUCCGCAUCUACGUAGCCAUUAUUCGCAGUAAAGUAGACUACGGGUCAAUCAUCCUAUCAACAAUGCCAAAAACCAGAGUCAACAAACUGGAAACUACCCAAAACCAGAUAGUAAGAUCCAUCCUAGGUUGCUUUAAAUCAACCCCCACUGCCCUAAUCCAACUAGAAACAGGAAUCACAGCCAUAAGAGAUAGAUGGAACUUACUCGCCACCAAAUACCUGGCUAAACUUUCAUACCAAACAAUGCACACUCCUAUAAACAACAAGACAGAAUGGAAAGAGAGAAGCUUACCUGCAAUAAUAAGGCAUCUCAACGCAGUAGAAGAUGGAACAAUCCCCCAAUUGCCAGAGCCCACACACCAACCCUACACUCAUCCAAUAGCACCAUGGAACCUGUUUGAAAUAAAUACGGGUUACUUCCCAUUGAACAAGAAAAAAGCUAUCAACAACACUGCACUCACCUCAACGAUGUUCCUUGAGAUUAGGAACAGUGAGCAUAAAGACCACAUAGCCAUCUACACUGACGGAUCAACCUGUCUGAAGACACUGAAGACCACCUGUGCUGUAUAUAUACCUGAAACAGAUUUUAAAAAAGCAUGGUUACUAACAGAACCCACCAACAGCCUUAAUGCAGAACUAGCUGCCAUUAAACAAGCACUGAAGGGUACAUACAAUCAAAUCUGGAACGAAAUCACCAUAUUCACAGACUCCAAGUCAGCUAUCCAGGCAAUCUCCAACUUCAAACGGGGAACAAGCCCAUCCAUACCUGAAAUAAUACAAGAAAUAAACAAUCUCAAGUCAGCAGGAACAAAAAUUAACCUAUAUUGGAUACCAAGUCACUCUGGAAUAAGAGAAAAUGAAAUCGUAGACCAGCUAGCAAACACCAGAAGAAGUGCAGACGACGGGGCGAUGAUGACGCACUCACCCAACAUGGCAGAAAUCCUAACGAAAAUAAAAAACAAACACCAAAACAGAACACUCGAAAAAAUAAAACAAAACUCCACCAACCAAGCCGUAACAAAUAGAAACCUAAUGGGUGUAUGCACUUGGCAUACACACAGGAAUAGAGCCAUACAAACCGCACUGAUGAGACUGCGAAGUGGCCACAAUAGACUAAAUGCCACCAUCAGUAAAUGGGACAUGAACGUCCAGCCGGAAUGUCCAAAUGGGUGCACAGAAAAAGAAAACACCGAGCAUGUACUCAUACACUGUCCACACUACUCCACAGAAAGAAGAGAACUAAGCGACGCGUUUGAAGAACUCAACCUACCCCUAGAGGUACCAACACUAACGGGCAUAAACUUCAACAUCCCUAAACACACCCAAGGAAAAAUCGCGAAAGCACUCAUCAAGAACAUCACGGACACCAAGAUCAUAGAACGAAUCUAA
Molecule: messenger RNA, 1797 nt
Organism: Daphnia magna
Lineage: Eukaryota; Metazoa; Arthropoda; Branchiopoda; Diplostraca; Daphniidae
Exons: 1
Coding region: 1-1797 (598 amino acids)
Molecular function (GO): RNA-DNA hybrid ribonuclease activity; nucleic acid binding
Source: RefSeq, a predicted model, not a curated record